UCGAGUUUUUUCCCCACAGUCCAAAAAGAAAAGACAGACAGAUGAGUAGGUUAAUUGGUCUCGUGGGUGUAACUGUGUAAUGCGAUCUCGUUGGGCAGGAAGGUCACAUUACUGUACAGUGUCUCUAAAUAAAGUGUUCCUUUCUCUUCCCACCAGACACAGCAAUUUGAAGUCUUCUACUUCUCGGUGGAAAAAGUACCUGAAUGAAACAAAGCAGGUCCUGCAGCUCCUCUGGAGUGCUUACUCCAGUCCGACGCCAAGCGGCUGGAAGCAACUGCUUGUCCUCCUCCUGUUAUGCUUGUGCAUAUCCACCAUCACCAGUGGGUUACUCUACAACUGGCUGCUGUCAUCCCUGAAGUACAAAGGGUAUGUGAGUAAACUCAUAACUGGAGUGUUCAUAAUCAUCAUGUUCCUGCUUCUCUUCCUGGUCCAUCCCGUGCGCUGCGCGUUCACCAUUGUGGUUCCCACAUUGGGCACGAAACAAGGCCGCGAUCUCUUCCUUUCCACGUGCUUCAUGCUCGUGGCCAUCAAUAUCAUACCCAAUAUUAUGGGCAACAUGAAGAUGGUUCUCAAGCUCCUUGAGUGUGUUGCGAUGACCUCAGUCAAGAGCCUAGGAAACUCAACCAGCAUUGUUAGUCAUCUCAAGGAUAAGCUGGUCGAAGAACUGCAGAAGCUACAAGAAUUGGAGCCGUUCGUUUUGCAGCACUCAGACACAAAAUGGGAAUUAAACUCUGAUAUCAAUCAAUCAGCAAUCCAGAGCCAAUUGCAAACAAUUGGCAAAGAUAUCCAAAGUGAAUUUGAUAAAAUUCAUACCUUAAUCAGUGAGAUUACUCUGUACACCAACCGAGCACUGGCUGCCUUCAUCUUCUUCUAUCUGGCCUUCACCUCCAUUUGGUAUCUCAAAGGCUACCUGACAAACCUGGAGUUUGACAAUGUGUAUAUAACUGGCAAGUUAACUGACCUGCUACAACCAAAGAGAGGGUGGCAUGUACCGAAGCGAACUGCCAGUAAAAAGCUAAUCCGAUCCACCGGGUUAAAGAUGUCAUCAGAUGAAAUAGCCGCAUGCGUCAAGCAAAUGGUGAUCAGCACCGCGUAUUUAGCCAUAUCCGCAAUUAUCAUCAUAGCGGAUUUUGUCAUCUUCUCGUUCACAUCGGAGAUCCUGCGUUGGACAGUUGACAUUCCACCUGUACAUGCUGUUUUAGGGUUUGAAUACAAAGUAACUAUAGGGACUCCAGUGGAAGAAAUUGUUAAUUCAAUGAGAACCUGGAAGAACAAAACUCUCUUCUCCUGGAAUUUCACCUUUACAUCAGAUAGAUGUGUAUUUCGGGCUUCUCCUCCAGAUAUCCAUAUCAUCUGUGUUGUCAGCCUGCUCUAUUUUAUUGUCUAUAUUACAGUGUUUUUGGAAGCCUAUGCCUUGCGAGCCCGAAGAAAGAUUUCUGCGAGCUUCUUUGAGAGCCGGGAAAACAAAAGGGUCAAAUAUCUCCAGCAAAAGCUGCUGAAUAAUUUGGAGCAUCAGUUCAAAAAUAAUGUGGUUGUUUUCACUGUGUCAGAGCAAUGCCACGUAAGCUUUAAAAGGCAAUGCUUAAACCAUGAGACAUAGGAGCAGAACUGGGCCAUUCUUGCCCACCAUUCCAUCUUGUCUUGUCCAUACUGCACUAACUGCCACUGUUUCUAGCUAACUGGGCUAUAAACGUGCAGGAGCAGUGUGUGGUUAAGUGCCCUGCUCCAAGACAAACACGCUGCCUCGGCUGAGGCUUGCUUGAACUAACAACCUUCAGAUUGCUAGCCCAAAGCCUUAACUCACUUGGCUACGCACCAACACAAACCCCAUUGACCAUAACACUUAUCGCCUUUACUAAUCAAGGACCUAUCUACUAACUAUAUGCAAAAUGUAACUAGCCUGUUGGCUGAGCAUUUUGAAUUACUGUACCAGUUAUAAGAAAGUUAUAUAUUGUGUUACAUCUUGCAUCACCUCAAGACCCAAAGCACUUCUACAGAUUAAUCCAUUCGUCCCAAAGAGUGCUGUACUCUGUCAUAAUUUUCUUCAGUUGAAUUUUGCUUUUUAAUAAAUCAUCUGUAACAUUUAAGUGUAGACCAGGGUUAAUUGAAAGACCAGGAUCAAUGAAGUAAUCCAUCAUUUCAGGUGCAUGAGACUAACAGCAAACAGAUUAAUUGAUCACUUUGAAACAUGAUAGUUGAAUUUGUGAAGGAAGUAUUCAAAGUUUAAAGUACAUUUACUUAACUUCCGUUUAUAUUAUUGGGCAGCUAAUAUUCACUGUCUUGCUUUUUGGUCCUUCUUUCAUAAUCAGUCUGAUUGUCCAAAAUGGGUGGCAAUGGAGUUGAACUCUACUAAGAAUAUCUCUAUUUCCGCACUUCUUGGAUCUGCACUUCCUUGUCGCUUGCUUAAACUAAUUGUUAAAACUCUUAUUAGACACUCUGAGAAUAUGGGCUCAGUUUAGAAAAUUUAAUUGCCUUCAUGGUUUCUCUCUCUAGUCCUAUCUUACAUAAUCAUCUUCCCCCUACCUUCUAUGCAAGACUUAACAUUUCACAAUUGGUACAGAAAGGGCAUUAGGCACUUUGAAGAUCUUUUCAUAGAUAAUCGUUUUGCAACUUUUCAACAAUUCUCUGUAAAGUUUAAUCUACCUAAUUCCCACUUCUUUAGAUAUCUUCAAAUUAGACAUUUCAUUAACCCUUUAUUGUGAGAUGCCUGAGAAAAACGUUGUGGACCUGUUUCUUUGUAUUAAUCCAUUGGACAAAGGCUUAAUAUCUUUUAUUCAUGAUAAAUUAGUAACCUUGAGGUGUGCCCCCUUUGAUAAAAUUAGUACUGCUUGGGAGCAUGAACUGAAUAUGGAAUUAGCAAAGGAGGCCAAUUCUCUGGAUGCUUUCAAGAAGGAGCUAGAUAGGUAUCUUGUGGAUAGGGGAAUCAAGGGAUAUGGGGACAAGGCAGGAACCAGGUAUUGAUAGUAGAUGAUCAGCUAUGAUCUCAGAAUGGUGGUGCAGGCUCGAAGGGCUGAAUGGUCUACUUCUGCACCUAUUGUCUAUUGAAUGGUAGGGUGAAAGAACCAUGGGUGACAAGUGAGGUGGAAAAUCUAGUCAGGUGGAAGAAGGCAGCAUACAUGAGGUUUAGGAAGCAAGGGGGUUAUAUGGGAGGCAGGGUUUGAGGGUCAGCACUACAUUCUGGGCCAAAGGGCCUGUAAUGUGCUGUACUAUUCUAUGUUCUAUGUUUAAGGUUGUACAUAGGGUUCUCACGUGUAAAACUAAAUUGCCGCAGUUUUAUCCCAACAUUAGUCCUGUUUGUGACAAGCGUAAAGGUGACGCGGCUUCUCUUAUCCAUAUGUACUGGGCUUGUCCUAGUUUAGAGAAAUUUUGGAGAGAAGUUUUUUUUAUCUUUAUCUCAUGUUCUUAAUUACCACUUAGAACCUAAUCCUCUGAUUGCCCUUUUUGGUACCUUCGGUGAGGCAGACAUGCAUUUGAAUUCGACUAAAUGUCGAACAUUAUCUUUUGCCUCUCUUUUGGCUAGACCAGGGGUCAGCAACCUUUACCACUGAAAGAGCCACUUGGACCCGUUUCCCACAGAAAAGAAAACACUGGGAGCCGCAAAACCCGUUUGACAUUUAAAAUGAAAUAACACUGCAUACAACGUUUUUUUUGCCUUUAUGCUAUGUAUAAACAAACUAUAAUGUGUUGCAUUUAUGAAAUUGAUGAACUCCUGCAGAGAAAACGAAAUUACAUUUCUGCAUGCAACAAAAACAUUUUGAACUCCGAAAAAAAGACGUUGGGUUGAAAGUUACUUUUAAGUAAAAUACUCAAUGUCUAUUUGAGUCCUUCUUGUAUUUAUGAAAAACGCCGA
Hypanus sabinus (Atlantic stingray) is the source of this 3850-nucleotide messenger RNA. It is a transcript of the gene ocstamp, whose product is annotated as osteoclast stimulatory transmembrane protein. The transcript has 2 exons. The coding region runs from base 80 to 1600 and encodes 506 amino acids. The record is from RefSeq and is a predicted model, not a curated record. Gene Ontology annotation, cellular component: membrane. Lineage: Eukaryota; Metazoa; Chordata; Chondrichthyes; Myliobatiformes; Dasyatidae.